Papilio xuthus (Asian swallowtail) is the source of this 2404-nucleotide messenger RNA. RefSeq names its product chromatin assembly factor 1 p55 subunit (gene Caf1-55). NCBI's taxonomy places the organism in Eukaryota, Metazoa, Arthropoda, Insecta, Lepidoptera, Papilionidae. The record is from RefSeq and is a predicted model, not a curated record. Gene Ontology annotation, molecular function: protein binding. The transcript is spliced from 10 exons. Bases 128 to 1426 code for a protein of 432 amino acids.
UUGUAUUGUCUGUUGGACGGUAACGCCGAGAAAAGGUUGUUGUUUGGCGCCUUUACGGGGCCGGUUAGAUAUUGUAAAUUAUUAGGCAUUUAUUUAAAAGCGAACUAUAGUUCGCUACUAAUAUAAAAUGGGUGACAAAGGCGAUGGAGAAACUUUCGAUGACGCGGUUGAAGAGAGAGUUAUAAACGAAGAAUAUAAAAUAUGGAAAAAGAAUACACCUUUCUUAUACGACCUGGUGAUGACCCAUGCUCUGGAAUGGCCCUCGCUUACUGCUCAAUGGCUCCCAGACGUCACCAGGCCAGAAGGAAAAGAUUAUUCAGUACACAGAUUGAUUCUGGGCACACACACAUCAGAUGAGCAGAAUCAUCUGUUGAUUGCUAGCGUUCAGCUUCCAAAUGAAGAUGCACAGUUUGAUGCAAGUCAUUAUGAUAAUGAUAAAGGAGAAUUCGGUGGUUUUGGGUCUGUGUCUGGUAAAAUAGACAUAGAGAUUAAAAUCAAUCACGAAGGUGAGGUGAACAGGGCUCGCUACAUGCCUCAGAACCCCUGUGUCAUUGCAACAAAGACACCAUCCUCUGAUGUCCUCGUGUUUGACUACACAAAGCAUCCCUCAAAGCCAGAGCCAUCGGGAGAGUGUCAUCCUGACCUUAGAUUGCGAGGACAUCAAAAGGAAGGCUAUGGUUUAUCAUGGAACCCUAAUCUGAAUGGGUAUCUACUGUCUGCAAGUGAUGACCACACAAUUUGUCUGUGGGAUAUCAACGCGACGCCCAAGGAGGGUCGCGUUAUUGAGGCCAAGUCUGUGUUCACGGGGCACACAGCGGUUGUUGAGGAUGUCGCCUGGCACCUGCUCCAUGAGUCACUGUUUGGCUCUGUGGCCGAUGACCAGAAACUCAUGAUCUGGGAUACCAGAUGUAACAACACAUCGAAGCCUUCGCACACGGUGGAUGCGCACACAGCGGAGGUGAACUGCCUCAGCUUCAACCCUUACUCCGAGUUCAUACUGGCCACUGGCAGUGCUGACAAAACGGUGGCGCUGUGGGACUUGCGUAACCUGAAGUUGAAGCUGCACUCGUUCGAGUCGCACAAGGACGAGAUCUUCCAGGUGCAGUGGUCACCGCACAACGAGACCAUACUCGCCAGCAGCGGCACUGACAGGAGAUUGCAUGUGUGGGACCUGUCAAAGAUCGGUGAGGAACAGACGGCGGAGGACGCGGAGGACGGCCCGCCAGAGCUGCUGUUCAUCCACGGAGGACACACCGCCAAGAUAUCAGACUUCUCCUGGAACCCCAACGAGCCCUGGGUCAUCUGCUCUGUCUCAGAAGAUAAUAUUAUGCAGGUGUGGCAGAUGGCGGAGAAUAUUUACAACGACGAGGAACCCGAAACGCCCGCCUCCGAGCUGGAGUCCGGUGUUAAUGUGAACCACGGCUGAGCUUCACACAUCCCUGUCUCACACAACCCCAUACACAAGUCACACGGCCACCACAGACCACAUCUGAGAUCAUGUCUGUCCUGAUAGAUGUCAGACAUACUUCUCAAACAUUUGGUCCUAAUCCGGUAUUAUAUUUUAAUACUGUUAUUCUUAUUGUAUAAGAAAAUGAACAAUUUGAAAUCUUAAGCUAUAUGAAGAAUUGUUUUUAGGUAUAUAAAAUCAGUGUAGCAUCGAAAAUAAAGGUAUCGUUUCGAUGUCAAAAAAUUUAGAAUUGAAAACCUUGUUUUGAAGUCAGCUAAAAAUCCGUUAAUAGUUAAUAAAUUGUCAAAUAUUCAGUCAAAGUUCUGUCAAAAUUUGUCCAGCUGUUCUGGAGAUUACCCGGAACAAACGUGACCUUGUAGGCAGACGUACAGACAUAAAUUUUAAAUAUUAGUUUUAUAAGUAGUGCAAAUACAUUUGUACGAUUAUUUUUUUUUAGUAUUACACACAGACAAAUCAAAUUUAUAAAUAUGUAUAGAUUGUAUUGGAGAGAAUGUUUAAAUUUGUAAAUUUUUACUCUUCAAUGACAUAAGUUGUUUCAGUGUUGCAAUGUACAAAGCGAAUGUGGCGCCCCUCAGACCAUUUUUAAUAUUAAACUUUCUACAUAAUACCGCUAGCUAUUUAAACUAAAUGAUUGGGACCAAUGUUGCUCGGUCGAAAUCUCUCGUGGUUUAAAUAUUAUUAGUAUGAAAUGCACACAUUUUAUUUAUGUUAAACAUCAUGGGUUAAUUUUUUUUUAUAAACCACUAAACAAGGUUCAUACGAACGCAAUUCCAAACGGUCGUGUGUCAAUUCCGUGUUAAUUUAUUUCUCAUACGUCAACAUAGUUUUCGUCGUACGUUGGUGCGUCGUUGAUGAUGCGACUGAAUUUCUUUUUUAUUGUAAUAAUAUUUCAAUAAUGGUAUGUAUUUUUUAAGCUCUGCUAAAUAUUAUUAUUAA